This is a messenger RNA of Racocetra fulgida, 795 nucleotides long. The record is from the annotation of a GenBank genome assembly. Lineage: Eukaryota; Fungi; Glomeromycota; Glomeromycetes; Diversisporales; Gigasporaceae.
GAUAAAAACUCAUGGAAACAAGUUAUAAAGACUUUAGAUAUGGCUUUGGUGAUGACCGGUGCGCCUGGAAAUGGUAGGAAAGAAAUGCUUUUUAAUCUCAUUGAAGAAACCGAGAAAAUCUUGAGAAAACUUGAACAGAUAAAUUACCAACAGAGCAUUCAAUUUACGUCGCCUAAACGUACUAUGGAUGACAAUUCUAUAAAAAAUACAGCUCAUAAAAAGUCUAAAACUGAAACCCAUAGCAUGCCAAUUAUAAGUAAUCCGUUGCCCAAAAUAUCACAACCUAGUUUAGCUACUUUCGCAUCGCAUGUUACCAAUCUCGAUUAUCUUUUGAAUAGAAUCGGAAAAGAACGAAUAGUCCCUGUAGAAAUCGGUGCUAAAUAUACUGACGAAACCUGGACACAAAAAUUAAUGAAUUUUGGCGAUUUCAUUGAAAAAUGGGUUAAAAAUUCCAUCAAUGAUGAUGUUGAUAUCGCAUAUUUAGCACAACAUGACUUAUUCGCGCAAGUUCCGCGCUUAAAAGAUGAUAUUGUGGUUCCUGACUAUUGUUUUGUAGAUACCAAACCAUUUAUCGUGAGCAUUGGGGAAGAUGGCGAUUCUAGUUACGGAAAUAUCCAAUAUUUUCCACCUCAAGAAGUUAUCACAAAUGCAUGGUUUGGACCUAAGGGAACUAUUUCACCAAUGCAUACAGAUCCUUAUCAUAAUCUUUUGGCACAAGUUGUUGGACAAAAAUAUAUUAGAUUAUAUUCACCAAGUGAAACUCCUAAAUUGUACUCUUUUGAACAGGAUGGUUGA